CACCUGCUUGUGACUUUCGGUUUUCACUGUACACUCCUUCCCUUGACUCGUCACCAAACACUCCUUUUUAGCUCAUCGGUUUCUCUCGUCUCCGGCCUUACCUUCUAUAACUGAUAAACCUAUGACCCUCUCAAGUCAUCGGUCACCCUCGUUGGUUCCCCAGUCCUCGGUCUUUCUCCCAGUUUACAUUUUUUCUCAUGACUAUUUUACCCCCAGCCAUUAAACCCUUAUUUUAAAAAAAAAAAUUCAAAUAAAAAUUGCAAUCUCAAAAUAAUGUGGAACCUAAUGUUAAUUGAUCACCUUGAAGCUAAUUAUUGCGCGAAUUAACUAUAUAUAGAUAAAAAUAUAUAUUCUACGGCGCCUACGCGCUGCUUUAUCACGAGAGGGUAAUUUAGGCAAUUACUAUCACCGGAAACUGGCAGCAUCUGCCAAAGGCGAGUCCGUUAAUUCCCAUUAAACACCAUGGAGUUUUCCGUCAAUUUUAAUUCUCGGAUAAAGUUAACGCUCUUCAACUACCAAGCCGGCAGCUCUCUUCUCCUUAUCACGCCGGUGACGGAAAUCCCUACGCACUGCCAAUCAUAUUCCUCCACCUCAUCCCUUCCCCCACUUCUCUUUUCUACACGUGCCCCCCUCCUCUCUCCCUUCCAUACCCCACCUUCUCCUUCUCCGUCAAUCCCCGAUUUUGCCCGUCAACGUUUCUAAUAUACACACACAUACACGCACACUCCUCUCUUAAUUGCCUGUUUCUUUGUACAUUUUUUACUUGUUUUCGGUAACAUCAGAUCUAAGCCGUUGAUUUUUGUCGCUGCUUCACGAUGGAAGAUGAUGAGGAGAUCCAGUCACACGCGUCGGCGGCCACAGGGUCUCCGUCGCCGUCUCCACCAAAUGGAAGAAUUACAGUGACUGUCGCGGCUGCGCCUCCGUCUUCUCAUCAUCUGCAGCAGCAGAACGACAAUAGUUUAUCUCUAACUCUUCCGAUCCAGCAACCAAAGACCAACGGCGGCGGAAGGGAGGAUUGUUGGAGCGAGGGAGCGACGGCCGUGCUAAUAGACGCGUGGGGGGAGAGAUAUUUGGAGUUGAGCAGAGGGAACCUGAAGCAGAAGCAUUGGAAGGAAGUUGCUGAUAUUGUGAGCAGCAGGGAGGACUAUAUGAAGGCAGCGAAGACUGAUAUUCAGUGCAAGAACCGAAUCGAUACGGUGAAGAAGAAGUAUAAAUUGGAGAAAGCGAAGAUUGCUGCGGGUGGUGGACCGAGCAAGUGGCCUUUUUUCGAACGGUUGGACCAGUUAAUUGGUCCAGCCGCCAAGAUCCCUGUGACUGCUACUGCUGCUGCCGCUUCUUUGUCUAGCAAAGUCCCAGUAGGAAUCCCUGUUGGGAUUCGUAGUGGUGGAGCGAGUGGGUCGAACCAAUAUCAGUUUCCUCAAGGGAAGGCACAAAUGAAGAGCAAUCCAGUAACAAAGAAUCAGAAUGUGAAAGCACAGCUUCGAAAACGCGCUCAGGUGGAGACUGAGUCAUCUUCGGAGGAGGAGGAGAAUUUUCCAGACUCUGAUGAUAGUUUGCCACAGGAGAAGAAGCCAAGGGGGGUGCAGAGAGGAGUGAAUACAAAAGGAGUUAAGGAAAGGAAGGGGUGGGGGAAUUCUAUUAGAAUGUUGACACAAGCCAUACUCAAAUUUGGGGAAGCAUAUGAGCAGGCAGAGAGCGCCAAGUUGCAGCAGGUGGUAGAAAUGGAGAAAACGAGGAUGAAGUUUGCCAAAGAGCUGGAAUUGCAGAGAAUGCAAUUUUUCAUGAAGACCCAGAUGGAAAUCUCGCAAUUGAAGCGCGGUAGAAGGGCAGGCAAUGGUAGUAAUCAUCACAUCAGUGGUAACAGUAUUAUUCAUAAUAAUGACAAUAGUGAUAGUGAUAACUAAGAACUGAACUUAGAUUCUAUAUCAAUUUAGAAAUAGGUUUUAGGUUUCCCUGUAUUCCCAAUUGAUUGUGGAAAACUUGUACUGGGAAUAUUUCUAGUGUUGGGUGCAUCCUGCUUAGUGCUUAUGGAGCUUGAUUUAUGACAUCCUUGGGCUCUUCUUUAACUUGUGUCUAAUAUAGCACAUAGUGACUAGUAGAGUGCAUUCUUAAUGUAGCUUGUAUCUGCAAGAUAAUUCCUUCUUUUCCAAAAUGUUUGCUAGUGAUCAUUGGCAUUUCUGUUGUCUUUUUGUGGUUUAAUUUUUUUACAUUGAA
Messenger RNA from Manihot esculenta (cassava), 2214 nucleotides. RefSeq names its product trihelix transcription factor ASIL2. Lineage: Eukaryota; Viridiplantae; Streptophyta; Magnoliopsida; Malpighiales; Euphorbiaceae. Gene Ontology annotation, cellular component: nucleus. The coding region runs from base 816 to 1904 and encodes 362 amino acids. Gene Ontology annotation, molecular function: transcription cis-regulatory region binding. The transcript has a single exon. The record is from RefSeq and is a predicted model, not a curated record.